Molecule: messenger RNA, 1228 nt
Organism: Lolium perenne
Lineage: Eukaryota; Viridiplantae; Streptophyta; Magnoliopsida; Poales; Poaceae
Source: RefSeq, a predicted model, not a curated record
AACAGUCCGUAACCGUUGAUGCAAACGCGCCCGUCGCGGAUCGAAAAAAACCCCACGCGCACCCUGGAUAUCGCACACAAAAACACAUUCCCUGCUUCUGCUCUACCUGCUGCUGCUCUUGUCCUGAGUCCUGACUCAGGCCACUCUCCAUCUCUCCCCGAAGCAAGAACAAACACAAGGGAUCUCUAGCUACUUCCUUCUUCUAUCACAGCUCUCCGUGAACGGAUUUGGUCUUCUUCUAGCGCAGCAGCUAGCUCACCAUGGAGGCGCCGUUGCUGGUGGCUGCGCUUGUGCUCCUGUCCUCCACUCUCGCCGCCUCUGAUUUCUGCGUGUGCAGGUCAGAUCAGCCCCAGGCGGCGCUGCAGAAGACCAUCGAUUACGCGUGCGGGGCAGGGGCCGACUGCAACUUCAUCCACGAGCAGGGGCCGUGCUACAACCCCAACACCGUCGUCGCGCACUGCUCCUGGGCGGCCAACAGUUACUUCCAGAGGAAAAGGGGAACCGGAGCCACCUGCGACUUCACCGGCACCGCCACCCUCACCACCACCGACCCAAGUUCUUCGGGCUGCCCCUACCCCUCAAGUGCAAGCGGAGCUGGAACAUCAACGACUGGGGCUGGGAUUGGGACCGGAGGAGCAACCGGGGGAACCCCAGGCACAGGCACAGGCACGUUCACGCCCGGCGCCGGUACCGGCACUGGCAUGGGUACCACUGGGACUACAGGCACCGCCGGGUUCGGCGGCCUAGGUCCGACAGGCACGAGCAACAUGGACACCGCAGCGGCGGCCUCGCACCAUCCAAUGGCUGGACCGGUUGCCUUCCUCGCAGCUCUUCUCUCCCUCCUGGCACUCGCGUGAAGUUCGAUCACUCGAAUUGGCUGGAAGUAAGAGAUGUCUUGCCGUUCUGGUAAGCUUGUUACUGUCAUAGUGUGAGGACAAUGGAAGAAAAACCUGAUCCUUCUGAAGGUGUCGUUCUGUCCAAAACCCCACUAGUUCAUGGUCCUGUUUGGUUUCAGUGGCAUGCAUGGUGUAAUUUGGUAGGAUGGUUGUCACUUUCUUGCAAGGACGCUCUUUUCUCUCUCUCUCUCUCUCUCUCUCUCUCUCUCUCCUCUUGUAAAUCUAGGGGAACAAUUAGCAGGUUAGUAGAUCAAGGUUGGUCGGUGCGGGAGUGUUGUUGGGACAAUGGCAUUAUGGCGAUACUGAUAUUACCAGCUUGGCAGCUUAUGAUC